Molecule: messenger RNA, 809 nt
Organism: Papilio xuthus (Asian swallowtail)
Lineage: Eukaryota; Metazoa; Arthropoda; Insecta; Lepidoptera; Papilionidae
Gene: Bka
Product: FCF1 rRNA-processing protein Bka
Exons: 2
Coding region: 158-775 (205 amino acids)
Cellular component (GO): small-subunit processome
Source: RefSeq, a predicted model, not a curated record
UUCAGUUUUCUUCACAGUUCGAAAUCGAGAUUCGAGCGUGGUUUUAGUUGUUGAUCUUAAGGUUAUUAAAGUAUUUUGUCAUAAUAUAAUUUGGAAAUCAACAUUAGUGAUAAGUGUAACAAUAUUAAUAAGUGUUCAUAACAUUUUGGUAGGCAAAAUGGGGAAGCAGCGCAAGACAAGAAAAAUAGUAGAGAAAAGAUUUGCCAAAAUGAAAAAGGUUAUUAGUCCGAGUGAUCCAAGAAUUAAAGCCAAAGAUCGUGCCGAACCUAAAAAGAAGAAAGCAAUCGAUCCCCAUGAAAUGAAAAUCCGCGAAGUACCUCAAACUAGCUCCGCUUUGUUCUUCCAAUAUAACACACAACUGGGUCCACCUUACCAUAUACUUAUUGAUACUAAUUUUAUUAAUUUUUCAAUAAAAAACAAAUUAGACAUUAUACAAAAUAUGAUGGAUUGUCUGUAUGCUAAAUGUAUUCCAUAUAUAACAGACUGUGUCUUAGGUGAAUUGGAGAAAUUGGGUAGAAAGUACAGAGUUGCACUAAGGAUUAUAAAAGACCCACGAUUUGAGAGGAUAGCCUGCCUUCAUAAGGGAACAUAUGCGGAUGAUUGCAUUGUGCAAAGAGUCACACAGCACAAAUGUUACAUAGUAGCUACUAAUGAUAAAGAUUUAAAACGAAGAAUAAGGAAAAUUCCUGGAGUACCAAUCAUGUAUGUUGCAGAACAUAAAUUUACUAUAGAAAGAAUGCCAGAUGCUUAUGGUGCCCCUAAGGGAGCCAUUUAGGGUUAAGUUUACUUUAAUAAAUUUAUAUGUAAGA